ACACACUUUAGAUAAGGACAAUUAGUCACCAGCGAGACCCAGUAGGGAGAGAGGUUUAAAUCAGAGGGAUUUAAUGAGGGUGCUCUGUGCCUUCCCUGAAGACAUGCCCUCCAGCAACUCCCGCCCCCCCUCGUGCCUAGCCCCGGUGGCUCUCUACUUGGCUCUGUUGCUCCAUCUCUCUCUUUCCUCCCAAGCUGGAGACAGGAGACCCUUGCCUGUAGACAGAGCUCCAGGUUUGAAGGAAAAGACCCUGAUUCUUCUUGAUGUGAGCACCAAGAACCCAGUCAGGACAGUCAAUGAAAACUUCCUCUCUCUCCAGCUGGAUCCCUCCAUCAUUCAUGAUGGCUGGCUCGAUUUCUUAAGCUCCAAGCGUCUGGUGACCCUGGCCCGGGGACUUUCACCCGCCUUUCUGCGCUUCGGGGGCAAACGGACGGACUUCCUGCACUUCCAGAACCUGAGGAACCCGGCGAAAAGCCGCGGGGGCCCGGGCCCGGAUUACUAUCUCAAAAACUAUGAGGAUGACAUUGUUCGAAGUGAUGUUGCUUUGGAUAAACAGAAAGGCUGCAAAAUUGCUCAGCACCCUGAUAUUAUGCUGGAGCUUCAAAGAGAGAAGGCAGCUCAGAUGCAUCUGGUUCUUCUAAAGGAGCAAUUCUCCAAUACUUACAGUAAUCUCAUAUUAACAGCCAGGUCUCUAGACAAACUUUAUAACUUUGCUGAUUGCUCUGGACUCCACCUGAUAUUUGCUCUAAAUGCACUGCGUCGUAAUCCCAAUAACUCCUGGAACAGUUCUAGUGCCCUGAGUCUGUUGAAGUACAGCGCCAGCAAAAAGUACAACAUUUCUUGGGAACUGGGUAAUGAGCCAAAUAACUAUCGGACUAUGCAUGGCCGGGCUGUGAAUGGCAGCCAGUUGGGAAAAGAUUACAUCCAGCUGAAGAGCCUCUUGCAACCCAUCCGGAUUUACUCCAGAGCCAGCUUAUAUGGCCCUAAUAUUGGGCGUCCAAGGAAGAAUGUCAUUGCUCUCCUAGAUGGAUUCAUGAAAGUGGCAGGAAGCACGGUGGAUGCAGUUACCUGGCAACAUUGCUACAUUGAUGGCCGGGUGGUCAAGGUGAUGGACUUCCUGAAAACUCGCCUGUUAGACACACUCUCUGACCAGAUUAGGAAAAUUCAGAAAGUGGUUAAUACAUACACUCCAGGAAAGAAGAUUUGGCUUGAAGGUGUGGUGACUACCUCAGCUGGAGGCACAAACAAUCUAUCAGACUCCUAUGCCGCAGGAUUCUUAUGGCUCAACACUUUAGGAAUGCUGGCCAAUCAGGGCAUUGAUGUUGUGAUACGACACUCAUUUUUUGAUCAUGGAUACAAUCAUCUGGUGGACCAGAAUUUUAACCCACUACCAGACUACUGGCUCUCUCUCCUUUACAAGCGCCUGAUCGGCCCCAAAGUUUUGGCUGUGCAUGUGGCUGGGCUCCAGCGGAAGCCAAGGCCAGGCCGAGUGAUCCGGGACAAACUAAGGAUUUAUGCUCACUGCACAAACCACCACAACCACAACUAUGUCCGUGGCUCCAUUACACUGUUUAUUAUCAACCUGCAUCGAUCAAGAAAGAAAAUCAAACUGGCUGGAACUCUCAGGGACAAGCUCGUGCACCAGUAUCUGCUGCAGCCCUAUGGGCAGGAGGGCCUGAAGUCCAAGUCAGUGCAGCUGAAUGGCCAGCCCUUAGUGAUGGUGGACGACGGGACCCUCCCAGAAUUGAAACCCCGCCCCCUGCGGGCCGGCCGGACAUUGGUCAUCCCUCCAGUCACCAUGGGCUUUUAUGUGGUCAAGAACGUCAACGCUUUGGCCUGCCGCUACCGAUAAACCACCCCCACUCAGGAGCUGCCGGGGGGCCUGCUGGGCUGCUUUCUCCCUUCCACCCUAGUAUCUGCCUCUGCUGCCCCAUCCUGCUGGAAUCAACAUAGAUUUUUCUCUCCAAAGAGACUAAAUGUCAUAGUUUGAGCUUAGCCUAGGUAGGUUGCAUCCAUCCCUAAUGACAUCCUCUGUACCCAUGUAAGAACAAAGGUAUGUGUCUAGAGCUGUAUGUUUUCAUUUACACGCACCAUGAAAGCAGGCUGACUCCCCACUUCCAGGACAAAUGUUUCCAAACAACUCCCCAUGAUUCUGGUCACACUACAGCAUAACUACAAACCCCCAAGCUGAGCCUAUGGCUACUGCCCGCAGCAGAAGAUGAGGAAGGAAAAUACUGGGAGGACCUCCAAGAACCCAUUCCUCUUCUAACCCCUUCUCUCUUGUCUGUUUCCUGCUGCUGCCCUGGGUUUCCUGAUACCUCUCUUCCUGUAGGAGAGCAAAUGGUGAGUCAGCUCUGGCCUGCUGGGUGAGCUGUUUAUGUAAUUUCCUGGCUGAUGUAUGAGUGUGUGCAUCUGGGUUUCUGACAGUGGCAUCCAUCACUGGCCAUUCCUCCGGGAAGCGGGUGCUUCAAAAGUAGAAUUAUAAUCAUACUCCAGAUUCUGUAAGAAGGUUCUUUCUAUUCCUUUGUGAAUCCAGAUUCCCCCAGGCUUGGAACGGGAGUCAGGUAACAAUAUUCAUUGAGUAGAGAGCAAUGUAUCAGGCACCACAAAAAGCAAUCAUCAUCCUUCAUGUUGCCAGGAGGAGAGAGUUGUAGUGCAAAGGAGAAAGCACGAAGAGACAUCACACAUACCCUGGCUAAGCAAAGCCAAUCAGACCUGCCCCCAAACUGAAGACCAGCAGGGCCUGAGAGGGUAAGCCCUUAGUUGUUUGGUUAACCAAAAACCGUUCAGAAGGUGUGAAUCAAAGCUUAGCACUGUAAAUCACGAUGAGAUAUGGCCUUUCUGCCUCUUGCCACGUAG
Messenger RNA from Marmota flaviventris (yellow-bellied marmot), 2859 nucleotides. It is a transcript of the gene Hpse2, whose product is annotated as heparanase 2 (inactive). Gene Ontology annotation, biological process: extracellular matrix organization. The record is from RefSeq and is a predicted model, not a curated record. Lineage: Eukaryota; Metazoa; Chordata; Mammalia; Rodentia; Sciuridae. Gene Ontology annotation, molecular function: hydrolase activity, acting on glycosyl bonds. Gene Ontology annotation, cellular component: membrane; extracellular matrix.